Girardinichthys multiradiatus is the source of this 8192-nucleotide messenger RNA. It is a transcript of the gene dcc, whose product is annotated as DCC netrin 1 receptor. NCBI's taxonomy places the organism in Eukaryota, Metazoa, Chordata, Actinopteri, Cyprinodontiformes, Goodeidae. The coding region runs from base 509 to 5023 and encodes 1504 amino acids. Gene Ontology annotation, cellular component: membrane. Gene Ontology annotation, molecular function: protein binding. The record is from RefSeq and is a predicted model, not a curated record. The transcript is spliced from 33 exons. Gene Ontology annotation, biological process: cell-cell adhesion.
CGGGUCGAAGCGGAUUGGUCAAGCAGGGGAAGCCAUGGCGGACCAUAGCAACAAAAGCUACAAUGCAGGCACACCUUCCUUCAGAGUAUCACUAAAGCAACACUGAGACGUACCGCUAUCUUUAGAGCCUCUGUCAACACAAUCAUCGAUGCAUUUCACUUCAGAGAAACGUCUCCACCUGUUUCACUCUUAUCCGGUGACAAGUAGCCUUGAAAUGAGUUCUGCAGAUUCAUCACUGCAGAGAGAACAACGCAGUUCUGCUAAAUGAUCUCCUCCACACUGACGGCACAAACUUUCCAGGAACAACGCAACAAAUAAAACAACCUGUUGACAUCAGAGUUCCUUCUUGGUCCUUGUUGUUCAGUUUGACCUCCUCACUGCUGGUGUUUCCUGAUUGUUCACACCUGCCUCUCAUCUCCUGAUUGCCCAGUCAGCUUUGAGGAUUUGGGAAAAAUCCUCUGGAUUGGGAGCAUUUUUCCUGAACUCAGAGGGACUGGAGCUGGGCAGCAUGGAGCUGAGUGCGGAUGGAUGUACUGAGGAUGUUUGGAGGCGGCUGCUGGCUCCUCGGAUGAAGAUCAGGAUGAGGAGGAGGACAGGAAGAAUCUGCCUGCUGCUGCUCUGCUGGCUGCUGGGAGCUCAAAGCUCAGCCCAGGCCUCAGAUGCUCCCUCGUCUUCCUCCUCCUCAUCAUCUAGUCCUGGCUUCGUGGACUUUACCUUCACCCUGGAGCCUCAGGACAUGGUAACGGUGCGAGGUGGUGUGCUUCAGCUAGACUGCCAGGCCCAAUCGGACGCAGCGGCGGCGCCUCCGUCCAUCAUGUGGCGUAAAGACGGGGUCCUGCUGAGCACAGUGGUGGACGAGCGGCGGAGACAGCUGGAAAAUGGGACGCUGAUGGUGCAGAACGUGGUGCAUUCACGGCACCACCGGCCUGAUGAAGGAGAAUAUCAGUGCCUGGCCACACUGGAUGGACUGGGGAGCAUUGUUAGUCGGACAGCGAAGGUCACUGUGGCCGGUCCGUUGAGAGUGAUCGUCCCCACUGAGUCAGUCUCCUCGUACCUUGGUGACACCGCCCUGCUUCGCUGCGAGGUCUCAGGUGACCCCACGCCCCUUAUACGCUGGCAGAAGAACCGGGAGGACCUACCGCUGAGCUUCCAACCCGAAUCCAGGCUGGCGGUGCUGCCAUCAGGCUCUCUGCAGGUGAGCCGGGUCCAGCCACCAGACUCAGCUACGUACCGCUGCCUGGCCGAUAACCCCGGCAGCACCAGGACGGGGACGGACGCUGAACUUCGAGUGCUCCCAGAACCCGGGCUCAGCAGGAACCUGCAGUUCCUCCAGCGUCCGUCCAGAGUAACGGCUCUCCUGGGAACAGAUGCUGUGCUGGAAUGUUCUGCCUCCGGAUACCCAACACCGAACAUCCAGUGGAGGAGAGGAGAGGAAAUCAUUCAGAGCUGGAACAAGAAGUACUCACUGCUGGCGGGCAGCAAUCUGAUCAUCAGGACCGUCACUGACGAUGACUCCGGCUCUUACAGCUGCACGGCCUCCAACAAGAACCAGAACAUCACUGCACAGGCAGAACUCAGCGUCCUAGUUCCUCCUCAGUUCCUGAACUACCCGACCAACACGUACGCCUACGAGUCCACCGACAUCGAGAUGGAGUGCGCCGUGACGGGAAACCCGCUGCCCACCGUCCGCUGGAUGAAGAACGGGGAGGAGGUCAUUCCCAGUGACUACUUCCAGAUCGUGGACGGAACCAACCUGCAGAUUCUGGGUUUGGUGAAAUCAGAUGAAGGAUUUUAUCAGUGUGUUGCUGAGAACUCUGCAGGCAGCUCCCAGGCCAUGGCUCAGCUGCUGCUCAGAGAUCCAGUGUCCCCCAGCCCAGGCGUUGCCCUUCCCUCUGCCCCCCGCGACCUGGUCCCUGUCCUAGUGUCCAGCCGAUUCGUCCGGCUCAGCUGGCACGCCCCAAAGGAGACUGGAGGAGGCGUGCAGACGUACGGCGUUUACUUCUCACAGGAAGGAGUUGAGAGGGAGAGGUCAGUGAACGUGUCAGAGCCAGAGUCGCUGGAGCUGACGGUUUCCAACCUGAAACCCGAGGAGACCUACAGCUUCAGAGUGGUUGCGUACAAUGAGGCGGGGCCUGGAGAAAGCUCCGCCCCCCUCAGGAUCGCCACCAAACCCGACCUUCAGGUUCCCAGCAGGGUGGAGUCUCUCCGAGCCCUAGCUCUAUCUCCGACAUCCAUCCAGGUGAGCUGGGAGCCCCCAAGCCUUCCAAACGGACCCGUGCUGGGUUACAGACUGCUGUGGACCGAGAGCCCGUCCGGAAAGGAGCAGAGUGUGGAGGUGAGUGGGCUCAACUACAAGAUGGACGGACUCAACCGGUUCACAGAAUACACGGUUCGGGUUUUGGCCAUCAACAGGUACGGACCGGGAACCGCCUCUGAGAGCGUCAGCGUGACGACCCAGUCAGACGUGCCCAGUGCUCCUCCUCAGAACAUCACCUUAGAGGUCGUCCUGUCCAGGAGCAUCAAGGUGUCAUGGCAACCGCCCCCUCGCAGCGCCCAGAACGGCAUUAUCACCGCUUAUAAGAUCAAAUAUAGGAAGACUGGUCGCCGUGGAGACCAGGAGGCCAUUGAACCCAACAACUUCUGGUACCUGUUCACAGGUCUGGAGAAGGGCAGUCAGUACAGCUUCCAGGUGGCGGCCAUGACUGCGAAUGGGACGGGUCCCCCGAGCGACUGGUACAUGGCCCAGACGCCGGAGAACGAUUUGGAUGAGAGUCAGGUGCCCGACCAGCCCAGCUCUCUGCACGUCAGACCGCUUCCCAACAGCAUCAUCAUGUCCUGGACCCCGCCGCUCAGCCCCAACAUCCUGGUCCGAGGUUACAUCAUCGGCUACGGAGUGGGAAGUCCCUACGCCGAGACGGUUCGCGUGGACAGCAAGCAGAGAUACUACUCCAUCGAAAACCUGGAGCCCAGCUCGCACUACGUGAUCUCCCUGAAGGCCUUCAACAACGCCGGAGAGGGAGUUCCUCUGUACGAGAGCGCCGUCACUCGAUCCCUGUCAGACCCCAUAGACCCAUUAGAGGAUGACCUUUUCCACCUCUUUGACAAAUUCCCAACUCCCAUGCCAGACACCAGCACUCCCAUGAUUCCCCCAGUAGGAGUCCAAGCUGUAUCUCUGUCCUCGGACUCUGUGCGCGUCUCGUGGGCCGACAACUCCAUGACGAAGAACCAGAAGUCGUCAGAGGUCCGGUACUACUCUGUCAAGUGGAAGUCCAGCGUCUCAACCAGUGGAAAGUACAAGUCUGCAGACACCACGGCUCUUAGCCACACCGUCACCGGCCUCAAACCCAACACCAUGUAUGAGUUUGCCGUCAUGGUGACCAAAGGUCGCAGGUCCAGCACCUGGAGUAUGACAGCCCACGCCACGACGUAUGAAGCAGCUCCAAGCUCCGCCCCUAAAGAUCUGACAGUCAUCAGUCGGGAAGGACGUCCUCGUGCUGUUCUCAUCAGCUGGCAGCCACCGAUGGAAGCUAAUGGCCGAAUCACAGGCUACAUCCUGUACUACACCCUGGAUAAGAACAUGUUGAUAGACGACUGGGUGAUGGAGGCCAUCAGCGGCGACCGGCUGACCCACCAGGUCGUGGAUCUGAACCUCGACAUUGUGUAUUAUUUCAGGAUUCAGGCCAAAAAUGCCAAAGGGGUCGGACCUCUGUCUGAGCCUGUGCAGUUCAGGACGGCCAAAGUGGAGCUUCCAGACAAGAUGGCCAACGAUCAAGGUCGAGGAGAACACGCCUUCUGGCCUUCUGAUACCAACCUGAUUGACAGGAGCAGCAUGAACGAGUCUCCCAUUGGUCAGAUGCGGCCUCCUCACGGUAGCGUCACUCCUCAGAAGAACAGCUACCUGCUGGUCAUCAUCUUGGUUUCCGUGGGAGCCAUCAGCGUGGUCGUUGUCACGGCGCUUGUCUGCAUCCACCGCUCUUCUUCCCAGCAAAGAAAAAAGAGGGCAAGCCACAGCACCGGGAAACGGAAAGGCAGCCAGAAGGAGUUGCGGCCUCCGGACCUGUGGAUCCACCAUGAGGAGAUGGAGAUGAAAAACAUGGAGAAAGCUCCCAGCGUCGCCCCUUCUGGACGCGACUCCCCCAUUCAGUCCUGCCAGGACCUCCCCCAGGUGGCUCACAGCCAAUCAGAGAGCCAGAUGGGCAGCAAAAGCAGCCACUCAGGAGCCGACGCAGAUGAGGCGUCCAGCGGCAUCUCCACUCUGGACCGCUCCAUCACGGCCAGGAGGGGAACGCGAGGAAAGAUGAUGAUUCCCAUGGACCUGCAGCCAAGCAACACGCCUGUGGUCAGUGCCAUCCCGGUUCCUACGUUGGAGUCCUCCCAGUAUCCUGGGAUUCUGCCUUCACCCUCCUGUGGCUUCACACACAACAAGUUCAGCCUCAGGCCGAUGCCAUUCCCCAGCCUGACUGUGGACAGAGGAUACACACCAGUGAUGCCCUCAGACUCAUCCACCACUCCUCUGCUCCAGCAGCAGCCUCCACCCCAGCCGGCUGCUCCUCUCCUGCCUGGUUGUGCCGCUCCCACCUCGGAGCAUGUUCCCCUUGUUGGCCCCGUCCCUGGGGCCCCUGCUGCCUCGGGCUCCUCAGAAGAGGCCCAGGCAGGGGGCAACCGGACCAUCCCGACAGCCUGCGUGCGGCCAACCCACCCGCUCCGGAGCUUCACUAACCCGCUGCUGCCGCCACCGAUGGGGACCAUAGACCCCAAGGUUUACACCUCCAUGUUGCCACAGUCCAGUGCCAGCCUCCCAAAACCCCAGGUGAAGACGGCCUCAUUGGGUCAGGCCGGUAAGGCUCGCUCACCUUUGCUUCCCGUUUCGGUACCAACAGCACCAGACUUACAAGAGGAAGGAGCAAAGCCUGCUGAAGAUUCAGCUACCAACGUCUACGAGCAGGACGACCUGUCGGAGCAGAUGGCCAGUCUAGAAGGACUGAUGCAGCAGCUCAACGCCAUCACCGGCUCCGCCUUCUAACCACCGUUCCCAGCCUGGCAUGGCCGAUCCCCAGCAAUGGACCAAUCUGGAACCUUUCUUCAAGCCUUGAUAUCCCCUGCUGUCAGUUUUCCUGGUCGGUUUCCUGCUGUCAGUGACUGGUCACUAAUGGGCUGAAGAUGCCCCAGAUCUCCAUCUGUUUGGUUUCUGCUGCUCUGGGCUUAUAUCUACUAAGAACGGGAUUUUAAAAAGGGAAUUAAACAGACAUUACAGACUCUACAGCAUCAACUCCAUAAACAGGACUUGCUUUGGGGGGAUUUGUUUAGGUGUUCAACCUGAAACCCCUCUAGAUUCUUCAACCUCAAACAUGAAACAAAAAAAAUCCAAUGCCUAGCGCCUCUACUUAACAGAACAGGAGGAAAGGAAUAUCACAAAAAAGAAGACAAAGUAUAAGAUCCUCCUCUUUCUCCCAUUUGCGGUAUUUAUUAGCAUCGUCCUCCACUGAGUUUUCCUGAGCUCAGUUACUGUGGCUGUACCUCGCCUACUUUCCACAUUUACUGUUGGAAAUAUUCCUUCAUCACUUGGUUCUCCACUUUGUGCGUUUGCAGGAUGUGGAUUUGGUUUGGAAAUCUACAAUAAGGAAAACAAAACAUAUUCAGCCACCAAAGUUUCACUGAAACCUUUUUUUUCCCGUGGACCUAAGGUUACCCAUCAUGCCACAUUGUUUGUGUGUUCUCAUUCAUUUCCUUUUUGUCAACAAAAACCAGGAAACUUUCUGCUGAACGAGCCAUCACCCCUGUAAAGUGUGUAGCCCUUCAAUCUCCUGGAUGUUGUUAUUAGGAAACAAGGAGGUUGUGAAAAUUCCAACACUUGAAGUGGAUCCAGCUCAUGUUUCUUCCAGGAUUGUAGAGGAAUCCCAUAGAUUCCAACAGUGCUUCUUUUGACCUUCCUCUUUGGCCAGAGAAACUUGAACCUUUACCAACAUUAACGUUUGUUGCUGCCACAUUCUGACCUUAGAAAGCUUAUUCUGAAUAUCUUUGUUUUUGCUACUUGUUCCAAUCUGUCUCAUUGUAAACACAAACCAGAGAUCAAGGAAAGAGAUUAUUUUGAAGAAACCAAAACUUUACAAAAAAAUAAUUUUUACAUUAGAGUUUUACAUUAGAGUAAAUGAAACACCGUCUCUGGAUGUUAGCUCAGCCAACGAAAUUUCUGUUAUAUGGAUGUGACUGACUGUCACAUCCUGGAGGGAAUCCAGGAUGUUGCUUGUUUUCUGGACAAAGUGAAGGUUCAUUGGUCCAACACAUUUACUGAUUACAUUCUCAGCUGUGUUCGAAUUGUCCACUCACUAAUGUGGCCUAUAUAGUGAAUCAGCUAGGGGGUGUUAAAAACUUAGACAAUUAAAAAUGGUGAUUAAUUUUUGUGAUAUAGUAAAAGUGUACACAAGCUGUACAGUACCUAUGGUAAAAUGUGCUAUAACUGCACUACAACUUCAGCCAUUGAAACAUGGAAGGACUAAUGUAAGCAACCUAAUGAACGCAGUUAAUGUUUGAGAAACCAUUUCACUAACAAUCCAUCUGAUCAGCUGAUAAGUCUAGAAAAAGCUUAGACAUUUGCAACAGCUCUCUCUCGGUGUUAUUUUUGAAACAUUUGUUAGCAGGCUAGUUGGCAUUCAUGGUUCACUAUAAACAUUAGCAUUAGCUCGUGGUCAGGCUAAUACUAACGCUAGUGUUAGACUGCUAAAUGUUAGUAUUGGCAUGCCAAAAUAUUGUACACAUUCAAUUCGCUAUUGACUUUAGUGUUAGCCAUCAAUAGUCAUGCAUGCUAACAGUUAGCAUCAACAGUCAGAGCGUAAAAGAUUAGCAAUGGCAAGCUAAUGGGUUGCAUCUACAGUCAGCAGCUCACUAAGGAAAAUAGUGUUAGCUCACGAAUGGUCAUGCUAAGCUUAAGCAUCAACUUUAGCUACUAACAUUUAGGAUCAACAACCAAUAGCUCACUGCAAAUAUUAGUCUUAGCCCUUUUAAUGGCCAUGCUAACCAUUAGCAAAUGGAUUAGCACGCUAACAGUAUCUACAUUCAAUAAUUCACUCUGCACACUAGCAUUAGCCCACUGAGAGGCAUUGUGACACAUAAGAAUAGUGAGCCAACAAUCAGCAACUACGAUAAUUCACAAAGAACAAUAAUGCUAGCAUCAUGCUAACCGUUUAACUGCUAAACAUUAGCAGUAAAAUAGAUGGUAUCCUUGAUUAGCACUUAAUGUUUGUUUUAAAUGCUAAUGAUUAGCAUGCUAAAGCUAACAUGUAUGACAUUAACAGCAAUGUUCAUAACAAAAUACUGUGAAUUGUUGUCCAAGCACAUCAUUCCCUUUAUGUUUGAACUGUUGGGAAUAUUAAGAGAAUUUUCUCAGAAACUUAAUUUAAAAUGUUUCUCAACAGACAGAUUACUGUAAUAAUAAUAAUAUUGUUCCAACAUAAAAGGAAGCCACGUUUUAACAGCCUGCUGGUUUCUGAUGGGCUUGUACUUCAACUCUAAAAACUGAUGUUUGGAAUGAAGUGCUUAAUAAUCUGAUAAAGGGCUAAGCACACUUAAAAAACAGAAACCGGAAUUACAACUUGGUCCUUUAAUAUAUUAACUCAAUAUAAUGAGUGAGUGAACACUUGGAACACAGCUAAUCCACUUUACAAAUAAAACCCUAAAUUAAAUAUAAACUAGCAAUGCUCAUUAAUUUCUGUAUAAUUUUACAGUUGUCCAGUAUAAGUUUUCAAUUAAUGUUGACCAACAGAGGCCAGUACAGUUUUAUGAUCUGUGGUGAAUAGUUUCUUCUUCUUUUUUAAACAUCCAAAUUCAGAUGCACAUUUAAACAUGAACCAACACAACCUGCAGAUUUCACCCACUAUAAACAGGCUUGGAUGAAAGCUGUGAAUUAUUUUAAUCUUCUCUGCAAGGUGUUGGAGGUUUCCUAUGAUGAUGACAUGCAGAUCCCAUUGUGCAUCCCCGUUAGGUGGUACUGUGUCACUCCCUGAAACCGGGACAAAAGGACAUUUAUUUUGUUAUUUUUGUUUUUGCUAUUUUUUUCUCUGUUUUUAUCAGUUUGAAGAACCAAAAUGAACACACCUCUGUAAACCAUGACUGAACAAAAACCCACCAGCUUCACGUUGUGUUUACUUCAGGGGGUUUCUGUUUUGUAGAAAAAGAAAAAAGCAACAAAAAGACAA